AUGGGCCUGUCUAACUCAUCAAAUGAAUUAUUUCCUAAUAAAAGUAAUUUUUCAUAUCAUGAUAUCCAAAUUCACUGGGGAUCUUCCGAAGACAACAACCAUAAUAACACAAAUGAAAAUAAUAACAAUAUAAAGAACUCUAAAUGUAACAAUAUCAGAACUUCAAUACCAGAUGAUGCAAGUGAUAAUAUUACAAGUAAUAGUAUAGAAUCAUCAGUUAUCAAUGCUAUUAUACAACAAGAAGGAUGGCAUGAUGUUGAGUCGUUUUAUGACGAUAUCCGAAAUGACAGGUUUUACUUAUUUGAACACUAUUUAAGACAUAAUAGCGAAUUUGCAACAGAAACAGCUUUUGAUCCCAGUAGCCUUGAUGAUGACUUUACUUUUUAUGAUAAAAAGGUGCAACAAGAGUAUGUAUUAAGAGAAAAGAUUGGGAAAAUUUUACGUCCAAAAGAUCUCAGUGGUAUUCAAAUCUAUAGUGAAGAUAUGCUUGAAAACACAUAUUUGGCUACUAAUAAUACAUAUCAGAAAAAAUCAAAAUCACUAACUCAUUAUCUCUAUAGUGUCCUACCUAAACCAACUUUGUCUAAAUCUAUAAAAAAUGAUGUUUCAUUGCAUAGCAUCAAGGAUAGCAUUUCUUCACUACCCACUACUCAUAAUAUUGAUGAAACUAGUUACAGAAAUUUAGUAAUUGAUGAAAAUAAUCUUAUUGUAACAAGACACAAGACUAGGGAGACGCUUCUAUUAGAGUCCUCUAUUGAUGUGACUUCAAAUCAUACCUGUAACACUUGGAAACAAUUUAUAAGGGAUUUUCUCUCAAAGGACAAUCAUUAUCACAUCCAAAGAAGAAUGACAGUUAGACAUAUUCAAAUGCUUUCGGUUGGACCAUGUUUAAGUGUAGGAUUUUUUUUAACAUCAGGAGAAGCCUUUAGCAUUGCAGGCCCGUUUGGUACAUUACUAGGGUUCAUAUUAACUGGGAGUGUCAUAUUAGCUACAUUAUUAUCCUUUACAGAAUUAUCAGCUUUAAUUCCUGUUUCUUCUGGAUUCUCUGGGUUAGCAUCAAGAUUUGUAGAAGACGCCUUUGGCUUUGCAAUUGGUUGGACUUAUGUGUUUUCAUGUAUAAUAUCGUUUCCUGCAGAAGCUGCAUCAAGCACGUUUUAUUUGACCUCCUUUUCUAACGUUAAUUUAACGAGGGGGACGAUUGCUGGCUUUGUUACACUAUUUAUAAUAUACCCGAUAUUAUGUAAUCUCUUGCGUGUUAAUCUUAUGGGCGAAGUUAUUUUCUUUUUUGGUAGUAUUAAGAUUUUAAUAUCGGUGAUUAUGAUGUUUGUUAUGAUAAUACUGAAUUCUGGGUAUGGAGGUGCUAGUCAUAGUCGAGUAGGUUUUAGAUUUUGGGAUUCUUCAAAGUCAGUUGGCGGUAUGACAUAUGGAUUAUUUAGACCCACUUUUGAUUUAAUGGAUGCAGGUACUGGGUCUACGAAUGGUAUUGGGGUAUCUACAGGUAGGUUUUUGGCUUUAUUAUCAGUAGUUUUAACCUCUACAUUUGCAUACAGUGGUGUGGAAAUGACUUUUCUGGCCAGUGGAGAAGUUAAAAAUCCAAGAAAGACAAUUCCAUCAUCGAUUAAGAGAACAUUUUCCAUAAUUUUGACUAUUUUUAUUCUUUCUAUUUUAACAGUUGGGAUCAAUAUCUACAGUGGCGACCCACGACUAUUAUCUUAUGAUACCUCUAGUAGAGGUAAGAGAUCUAAGGCAGCAGACCUUGGAAUUGGGACACAAUGGCAAAUAGAUGAUAGAUGUAAAGUCAGAACGAAGAUUCCAGGUUCUUCUGUAGAGUAUUCUUCUCCUUGGGUACUUGCACUUCAAAGUUAUGGCCUCUGUACAUUUUCAGCUGCUUUUAAUGCUAUUUUAAUAGUUUUUACAUCAAGUGCUUCUAUCGCAUCAUUGUACAAUUCAUCAAGAGCAUUAUAUUCAAUGUCAAUACAAAGGAAGGCCCCGUACAUUUUUCAAAUAUGCAGUAAAAAUGGAGUACCUUAUGUGUCAGUAAUAGCAGCUGGGUUAUUUAGUUUGAUUGCAUAUUUAGCGGUGAACGAAAGUUCACAAAACAAUUUUGAUAUUUUAGUUAACAUGUCAAGUGCAAGCACGUCGAUUAUAUGGUUUGGUUUGAAUGCAUCAUUUUUGAGAUUUUAUUACGCUUUAAGACGAAGGUGUGAUUUUUUAUCGAGAGAUGACAGGAGUUAUCCAUUUAAAUCUCCAUUUCAACCCUUUUUGGCAAUAUAUGGGUUAAUUGGUUGUUCAUUAUUCGUUAUUUUCAUGGGAUUUAGCAAUUUCAUUACAGGGUUUUGGAAUGUUAGAUCAUUCUUCUCUGCUUACGGGGGGCUAAUGAUAUUUACUUGCUGUUACAUUGGAUAUAAGAUUGUCGGCACUUCAAAAAUACAAAGAUUGGAUAGACUAGAUAUGGAUACCGGACGUCGCGAAAUGGAUAGAAUGAUUUGGUCAGAACAUAGACAGUAUAAUAUACCCCUUUGGAAAAGAGUAUUGGAAUUCUGGUCAUGA
Molecule: messenger RNA, 2550 nt
Organism: Arxiozyma heterogenica
Lineage: Eukaryota; Fungi; Ascomycota; Saccharomycetes; Saccharomycetales; Saccharomycetaceae
Gene: SSY1
Product: Ssy1p
Exons: 1
Coding region: 1-2550 (849 amino acids)
Biological process (GO): amino acid transmembrane transport
Cellular component (GO): membrane
Molecular function (GO): amino acid transmembrane transporter activity
Source: RefSeq, a predicted model, not a curated record